Pocillopora damicornis (cauliflower coral) is the source of this 897-nucleotide messenger RNA. RefSeq lists its product as uncharacterized. Gene Ontology annotation, molecular function: G protein-coupled receptor activity. The record is from RefSeq and is a predicted model, not a curated record. Gene Ontology annotation, cellular component: plasma membrane. Gene Ontology annotation, biological process: G protein-coupled receptor signaling pathway. NCBI's taxonomy places the organism in Eukaryota, Metazoa, Cnidaria, Anthozoa, Scleractinia, Pocilloporidae.
AUGCAGCGUUUGUCUUCAGCUUCAGAGUGUAUUCCAUGGCUUGUGGUCCUCAUCGUCGAAUGUCUGGCCAUAGUCAUCCUUAAUAUCAUCACCAUUGUUGUUUUUGUGAAAAAGAAGCGUCAGCUACAGCGGCGGAGUACAUAUUUGAUCAUCCAUCUGGCGAUAGUCGAUCUCUUAGUGGGCGUAGUGUCUGGGCCUCUACAGAUUGAACACAUAAUUGGGAGUCUCUGUUCUCUAUGGAAAUACAGACGAAAGACUAUGUGGUCUCAUCGUUUAUCUUUUGCAUUUGUACAUUUAUUCUCGUUCACUUCCCUUACCAAUCUUAUUGCUAUUUCCUUAGAACGGCUUCACGCAACAUUUUGUCCAUUCAGGCAUCGCUUUGUGAGGAAAUGGGUUCAUAGAGCCAUAACUAUUGUCAUUUGGUUUAUAGCUAUUGUUAGAGAAGCCGCUCAAAUUUUCUUAUUGGAAAUUGUUGAUGUAGUGGUAAUUGAUACUUACUUGUAUAUCUUAUUUUAUGCAGUUUCUCUAUUUAUUAUCUGUGUAUCUUACAUCCUCGUUGUUAUCAAAGUACGAUGUAGUCGUCAUCCUCAAUUCCAUUCUAGGUCCAAAAGAGAAAGAAAACUGACGGGUACUGCGCUUAUCGUUUCACUUGUAUCUUUACUUUGUCUUCUACCAGCGAUGAUAUAUGUAGCAUGUCGUCACAUUUCCUUCACUUGUUUGAUGAAUGUUCAUUUUAAUUUGGCUACGCUAAUUCUAUUCUUAGCUAACUCACUUGUAAAUCCUAUAAUUUACGCUCUUCGGAUGCCAGGAUUCAGAGAAGGUUUAUUACAGCUAGUUUACAGGGUCCCUAACCUUUCUCGUGUCGCCCCAGCAAACCUGCCUCUUCGUAACCUUUAG